Messenger RNA from Pseudoliparis swirei, 6049 nucleotides. Its product is annotated as zinc finger MYM-type protein 4-like. The transcript is spliced from 27 exons. Lineage: Eukaryota; Metazoa; Chordata; Actinopteri; Perciformes; Liparidae. Bases 388 to 5004 code for a protein of 1538 amino acids. Gene Ontology annotation, molecular function: zinc ion binding. The record is from RefSeq and is a predicted model, not a curated record.
AACUGCAUCCGAUUUUGAAAGAAAAAAACAUGGCGGCCACGACGGAAGUUGGCGACGGAGACCAACGGCUGGCAACCAAUCAACCGUCGCCCGUCCAAGUCGCUGGCGCCGUAUGAUCUGCACGUUGUGACGGUUUUAUACAUCGCUUGUAACGGCGCCGAGCGAAGACAUUGGAAUAUCGAACAAAUACACACGUUAUUAAUCCAGCAAAGCGGUGAGCUGUUUGCUCACGUGGAGAUAGUGACGCGAUAACGGCUCGCGAACCGGAGCGAGUUUACGGGACAAGCGGAGAGUUGUGCAUACUAGUGUUAGCUUAGCAACUGGUGAGCUAACAGCUAGCUCUUCUCUUGUUUCCAGGUCAUGUGAUUAAUAACGCGGCACCGUAACAUGGCUGACUCCGAGGAAGCGACUCAGACGGAGGUAACGGAGGGGACCGACGGAGAGUCCAGGGAAGCCGUCUCCGAGCCGGGACCGUCGGUGGACGUUGGAGACCCGGACCGUGUGGGCGAGGCGUCUCCCAGGCUCUCUGAACAUGGAGAGGACCGCGAACCCGAGGAAGAGACAGUCGGCGCCGCUUUGGACCGCGGCGGUAAGCCGGGGAGCGUCUCGGAGUCUGAAAAAGAGGAGGAGGAGGAGGUCGGGGUGACAACCGAGGAGGAGUUUGAGGUGAAAACAGAGGAGGAGUUUCAGGUGAAAACAGAGGAGGAGUUUGAGGUGAAAACAGAGGAGGAGUUUGAGUCCAACGAAGGACACGUGGCAGUAAAGGACGACCGCUCCUUGGGGGACAGUCCUACAGGACCGGAUGCCAGCGAGGACUCGCAUUUGCACACGACCUCCGAGGAGCUCGAGAACACGAACAUGGACACGACGGAGUGCGUCGACACCCAGGAGGAGAAGGAGAAGGAUGAUGAUGAGGAGGAGGAGAAGGAGGAGGAGGAGAAGAAGGAGGAGAAGGAGGAGGAGGAGAAGAAGGAGGAGGAGGAGGAGGAGGCCGACGGUGCAUUGAGGGUCUCUGUGGUGGAUGACCUCGACGAGAUGAUGGACAUCGGCACCGUGGACCAGGUGGAGCAGGAAGCUCAGAUGAGCGAGGAGCAGCCGGGCAGUGAGACGGACGGCAGCCGCUCGCCUUCCGGUGUGAACUCUGGGAACGUCCCGUCCAACCCAGAGGGUCCUCGGUCCUCGGUGACGGAGGACAGUGACUCUGCGGAGGAGGAUGUGAAACCCGCGAUAUUAUCCCCACCUGAGGAGGAGAAGGAGAAGGAGGCUUUGUCCGGCUCGUCUCCGUCGCCUGAAGCCGCGGCCGACACAGGAAGGGACGGCUCAUCAUCACCAGCGAUGAACGGGAUGAAGGAAAGCGUCCGCGUCGCCACGCAGACGGCCAAGUCGUCCCCGUCGCCGCCUUUGGUCAAAGUGAAAGACGAGCCCAUCGACGAGGAGUACGACCACGCGCUGCUACCUUCUGCAAUGACGGCAAGCGUGAAGGACGAGCCGGACACUGAACAGGUGGACCUGAGGAUCGGAUCGGUGUUCUCGGUGCUGCCGGCGCCCGACAGGCCGCCGCGGCCCGUCGUCGGCCCGUCGCUGCACAUGUCCUGUUGCCACUGCAAGAAGAGCCUGAUGAAGGGCCAGACGGCGUUCCAGCGGAAGGGCUCGUCGGCGCUCUUCUGCUCCACCAUCUGCCUCACCACGUCGCUCCCUUCGACCAGAGGCGGCGUCACGAAGAUCUGCAACAACUGCCAGAAGUUGAUCACGCGGCCUCAGGACGUCAUUCUGGCUCCGGACAUCAAAGGCACCAUGAAGGAGUUCUGCAGCCAGAAGUGCCUGAGCUCCUUCAACUCCGGGAGAAACAUCACCAACUUCAAGACGAUCGCCCCCAACAAAACAACAAUAACAACAACAUCACCACCGCAUCCAUCGGGCCCCAAGUCGCUCUGCAGCAUGUGCACAAGAGUCUGCAUCAGCAAACACGAGGUGGUCCUGAGCGGCGCCGUCCACAAGAUCUGCAGCGACGCCUGCUUCAACCGCUUCCGCAGCGUGAACAACCUGUCCAUGGCCGGCUGCGCCCACUGCGGCUCCUACUGCCACAGCCGGCCGCUGAUGCUGAAGCUGGAGGACAGCAACAAGACCCUGUGCAACGCAGAGUGUCUGGCCAAGUACAAAGAGAAUAGGAAGAUAUCCAAGCCGUGCACCAUGUGCCGCACCAGCCACUCGCUGGUCAAGAUGGUCGACAACAAAAACAGCGACGACUCCGUGAACCUCUUCUGCAGCAGCAGCUGCGUGAUGGCGUUCAAGGUCCAGACUGUCAGCGCAUCAGGCGCUCGCUUGAAUUGUGACAGUUGUGGUAAAAACACGGUGCCGGCCUACCACCUGGCCAUGUCCGACACCUCCAUCAGGAACUUCUGCACCCUCCCUUGUGUCAUGACUUUUCAGGAAAAGUUCAAGAAGUCCCAGAAGCAGGUGAACGUCUUCACCAAGCUGCCGAUCGGCUCCUCCCUGGUCCAGAGUGUCACUCCCACCCAACCCCGGCAAGACAUCACCAAAGGGCCGCGGAGACUGAGGUGCUUCCAGUGUGAGAGCAACAUCGCCUUCAAACCGGAACUCCUCCAGGUCAAGGACAAGUUAGUUUUCUUCUGCGGCAUGGACUGUGCUCACGAGUUCAAGAAGGACAACUUCAUCACGAGCCUGUGUGAUUACUGCAAGGUCGAAAAGAUCACCAGAGACGCCAAGAGGAUCAACAACCGCGACUGCUUCUUCUGCAGCGACGGCUGUCAGCUCCUCUACAGACACGACCUGACGAAGAACUGGGGGAGUCACUGCCACUCCUGCGUCUACUGCCACAGCAUGUCCAAGAGGCUGGUGACGGCUCAGUACGGAGGCGCCACGGAGGACUUCUGCUCCGAGGACUGCCGGUCCAAAUACACCGUGCUCUUCUGCCACGUGGCGAAGUGUGACACCUGCGGCCUCAAAGGGAAACUGAAGCAGAGUCUGCCCCUGCUGGGGGAAAUCAAACACUUCUGUGACCUGAGCUGUCUGCUGCACUUCUGCUGCGACACCGUGGCCCUGCAGGGCGACGUCAUCACAGAGGAGCCCACGCCGGUCAUUGGCAACGUCAUCUCGCUCGCUGCCCCUCAGACGAGGAAAUCAAACGCCUCAGGCACCGCCUGUCAACCAAAGACAUGUGAACAUAUCAGCAUCCAAACCGAUGCAGACGCUCCUCCGCCCGCCCCAAAGAUCCUGAAGAACAAGGCGGUGCUCUGCAAACCGCUGGUGCAGAACAAAGGCGUCUCCUGUCAGACGCAGACCGCCGACGCCGGAGCGCAGACGGACGACGUGUACCCUAGGAUCCUGGUGGUUCCGGUCCCGGUGCCGGUGUAUAUCCCGGUGCCCAUGAACAUGUACAGCCAGUUUGUUCCCAAAGCUCUGGGCCUGCCGCUCCCGGUGCCCGUACCCGUGUUCCUCCCCGUGACCAUGGACAGCGCUGAGCGCAUCAUGGAAACCAUCCAGGAGAUCAAGCAGAAGAUCCCGUCGGACCCCUUCGAGGCCGAAAUCAUCCUCAUGGCCGAGAUGGUCGCGGAACAGAAUGAGAAGACCGACAAAGGGAAGGGGCCGAAGGAGAAGAAAGUAUCGGAGAAGGAGAAACCAGAAGCGGCCGCUCCGGGCAACCACGGCAGCGACUUCAGCGACGACUUGGACACGGACGACUUGGACAGUUUCCUCAACAACUGGGAGGACGGCCCCUCCGCCAUGCUGGACCUCCCCGCGGGCGCUACCGCCGAGCCUGACUCCGAACCCCCGCCGUCAGCCCCUCCGCCCCCCAUGGACCUCGAAGCUGACUUCGCUGUUGAAACUCUGGAGAGGAUGUCCCGGUUGAGAGAGCAAUCCCUGAGCCUGCCUCCGCCUGCAGCCACGCGCCGCCGACAAGCUCACAGGAAAGCCCGAGGAAAGAAGGGUCGUCAGCGGCCGUCUAAGGCAGCCGAAGCGCCGACUCUAAAAGCCGCCAUCAAGGCUCCAGACGUCCCAAAGCUGGAGAGCCAAUACGGAGUUGACGCCUGGAAGCGAUGGAUCCAGUGGAGGCAAACUCAGUCCAACCUGGAGAAGCCCCGCUUCGGCUCUCGGCCCAUGGAGCUGAAGGAGGAUGUUCUCGGCUCCACCACCGCCGAGCUGAGCUACGGCCUCUGCUGCUUCAUCACGGAGCUGAAGCGGCCCAACGGAGAGCCCUACUGCCCCGACAGCCUGUUCUACCUCUGCCUCGGCAUCCAGCAGUACCUGUUUGAGAACGGCCGAUUGGAGAACAUAUUCACGGAUCGCUUCUACAACAAGUUCUCCACCGAGUUCAAUAAUCUGCUCAGAGAUUUCAAACCCUCAAUCACAGCCAGUGGUUACAUCCACUCCCGAGUGGAGGAGGGCUUCCUGUGGGACUGCAAGCAGCUGGGCGCGUACUCCCCCAUCGUGCUGCUCAACACGCUGCUCUUCUUCUGCUGCAAGUACUUUGGCUUCACCACGGUGGAGCAGCACCGCCAGCUGUCCUUCGCCCACGUCAUGCGCUGCACCAAGACCGACCCCGACAACACCAAGACCACCUUCCUGCGCUUCUACCCGCCGUUAUCCAUAAACGAGGCAGAGACAGAUCCAGAGGUUCCCGCUAAGAAGCGUCGGGAGGAGGAGAGCAAAGAGGAUGUUCUCGAGAUGAUCGAGAACACGGAGAACCCUCUCCGCUGUCCAGUCAGACUCUACGAGUUCUACCUCUCCAAGUGCUCGGACUCGGUCAAGCAGCGCACCAACCUGUUCUACCUUCACCCCGAGCGCUGCUGCGUCCCCAACAGCCCCCUGUGGUUCUCCUUCGCCCCUCUGGACGACAGCACCAUGGAGGGCAUGCUCGUCCGCAUCCUCACCAUCAGAGAACUGCAUCUGGGGAAGAGGAAAGCUGAAGGGAAGAGGCAGAAGACCUCUGCGGACCCUCUGUUCAUACCACCCGACGAGGAGGAAGACGGGGAUUCGGAGUGAUGAGGAGCAGAAGUUACCUUUUUAUCGGCGUAGCAGCUAGUCGUGUAAAUGUUUGUAGAUAAACGGAGAUGUUCAUUUUGACAUGGCCCAAGAACAGAAAUGGACAACAUCAAUAUAUCAUAUGCAUAACUACAAUGUGCAGAAGUGCAAAGAAAGUCCUACUUCCUCGAGCACGUGUUGUGUAGGUAGUUUGGUACUGGGAUACAGAACUCUGCAUUCAGACUGUUGACGACCACAUAUUCUCUUAAUUCUGUUGGUGUGAGUAAAAGACCCGAAAACACAAACUAAAAACCGCUUUCUGUGAUAUAUCGUCGACCAUCAUUGAUAAACCUGCAAUAAGGUUUGAUUUUUAAUAAUGUAUCAAUAACAGGAUUGUAGGUCACAGAACACAUUUAUUUCCAGACCCAAUAUCUGUUGCUGCUUUUAUACCCUGAGGAUAUUUAGGAAGUAGACUUCAUAACAAAAAUCACUGAUUUGAUCAUGUCAAAGUGUGACGUCACUCGUUCCUUUUAUAUCUACUUGUAUAAUUCAUUGCCCAACUUGCCAUUGUAACAUUGCAUUUACACAACAUAUUUUAAUUCAUCAGACAAUCUGACUUUAGAUCUUGUCACUUGAUUGUGAGAUUCACGAGUGACACCUGCUUUUUGUCUUUCAUGUUAAAUUAAAGAAUCAAACCGUUUUCUCCACUUCCUUCUGCCUCACCAGUAGAAAUCAACAGAUUGAGUGUCCAAAUAUUUGGAUUAAAACAGUUUGGGAUAUCAUGUGUAUACAUUUAAGCUACAUUUUAGCACUUUUGUUAAACACGCUGAAAUGAAGAAAAUAAUUAAUGUGUUGUGUUGACUUCAUUUUUCACAUGCUGUUUCAUCCAAGCCUCCUCUGACACUGACUUUUGCAUCACCAUCACUCUGUCCUAUCAACACCAAGUAGCCUACAUACCAUUUAUGUACAUCUUGGUUAUAUUAACUCCCACUCCUUCGUAUGGCUGCCAAUCUUCUGAAUAUUUUCUAUUGUAUGUUUAAAAAAAAUAAAAUAAUUCAAAACAUUU